AUGGCUGUGAUGAAACACUUGCGUUCCCCGCGUUGGAACUUCGUCCAAACCGUGGUCUCCCUGCUCCUCUCUGCCCUGGCUCUGCUCUCGUCCUAUUGGUGCGAGGGGAAACAGAAGGUGCCCAAGCCCCUGUGUUCGCCCAUCCGAACGCAGAAGUGCACGCCUGUUCCCGGCAUGUCCAACUCGUCCGCCCAGUUUUCCUGGGAGACCGGAGACGAUCGUUUCAUUUUCCCGACGUUCCACGCCGGACUGUGGAUGAGCUGCCAGGAGAAUAUAUACACGGAUGCUUGGGAGGAAAAGUGUCGUAGCUUCAUGACUCUCACACCUGGAUCUGAAAAAGGAAUUCUCUGGUUGUCAGUGGUGAUGGAGCUCAUGUAUAUUGGGUUGUUGUGUAUUAGCAGUUUGCUGCUGUUUGUUCAGUUGAGUCUGGCUGCCUGGUGUCCUCUCACUCAACACUGGGGACAGCUGUUCAAUGCUUACUCUGCAGUCUUCACUGUGUUAGGAGGGCUGUUGGGAAUGGUGGGACACAUUAUGUUCAUGCAGGUUUUCCAAGUCACUGCCUCCAGUGGGCCUGAAGACUUCAAACCACACAGCUACGGCUACUCCUGGGCUUUUUAUGUGGCUUGGGUAGCGUUCACCUGCUGCAUGUCGUCAGGCGUGUCCGCCCUCAACAACUACACCAAAAAAGUUCUUAUGGUGGGGCCCAAGCACAGGACCGUGAUGUACCCCUGCCGAAAUUUCACUUUCCCCCCUCAGCCUCCGGAAGCCAGCUACUACCGCCCGCCCCCUCCUCCUCCGUCUGUGCCCGCCCCAUCCCCACCGCUCAUCUUAUCCACUCACAGUCUUACGCCCCAGUGCUCUGAGGACGAGUACAGCCCACUCUGA
This is a messenger RNA of Chanos chanos (milkfish), 885 nucleotides long. RefSeq names its product germ cell associated 1 (gene gsg1). Gene Ontology annotation, cellular component: plasma membrane. The record is from RefSeq and is a predicted model, not a curated record. Lineage: Eukaryota; Metazoa; Chordata; Actinopteri; Gonorynchiformes; Chanidae. The coding region runs from base 1 to 885 and encodes 294 amino acids. The transcript has 6 exons.